AUGGAAAAUGAUGACCUCCUCGUUGAUACCAGCCCACGUGACACGAGCGAGCAGCUACAGUAUCCGUAUCCGAAGAAAAAGAUCACAUCGAUUUCGAUCCACGAUCACUGGUCGGACGGCACCGGAGGCCAGAGCAAGAUCCUAGAGGGCGGGGUCGACCACGACCGCGUCAAGAUCAAGCUUCAAUCUAGCCACAUGUUCCGCGGAUACGAAUUCACGGUCAUCAUCACCGGUGCCACAAUUGUUUCAUGGCGUGUAAACAACCAGGAACAACUCUUUGUUAGCAAGCAAGCAAUUUUUGAUGGAAAGAAGGCCAUUCGUGGUGGGGUUCCAUUUGUCUUCCCUCAAUUUGGGUCAUGGGCAAUUGGACCACAGCAUGGUUUUGCCAGGAUAACCCAAUGGGCCCUUGAAAAACCACCUGAAAGGCUUCCAAGUGGAGAUGUUGAAGCAAUAUUUUCACUUCAGGACUCAGAUUUUACCCGUGGAAUUUGGAAUCAUGCAUUUAGACUGAGUUAUCGUCUCAUCUUACGAGAGAAGGAGCUACAUUUCAAUGUAGGUGUCUACAAUCCUGGAGCAGAGGCCUUCAGCUUUACAAUCCUUCUGCAUACCUAUUUCAAGGCUCCUGAUGUGCGACGCUGUCAGAUCACAGGAUUGACUGGUUCUACAUUCAUUGAUAAAACUCAAGAAGGUGCUGUAUUCCGGGAAAGUAGGGAUGUUGCUACAAUCUCAGAGUAUACAGAUCGAAUUUACUGCAACACUGCUGGGGAACAUGUAAUCUGCAAUGUAGUUUCAGGGAGAAAAAUGAGAAUGCAGAAGUACAACCUUCCUGAUACUGUGGUUUGGAAUCCUUGGGCAGAGAAGGCCAAAGGAAUGAGUGAUUUUGGGGACGAUGAGUUUCCCAACAUGAUAUGUGUGGAGGCUGGCCAUGUAGCCUCUCCUGUCCUCCUCCCUCCUGGAACCGUAUUUGAGGCAUCACAGAUUCUUCAAGUUAUAUGAUCCGGUCCUCAAUUUCUCAGUCAUCUAUGCCUAGAAUUAUCAGUUUAAAUCAAUCUGCAAUGUAGAAUGCUUUUUUUCAUUCCUUGUUACUCCUCCAUCUUUCAUCCCACCAGAACUCUUCUGUAUUUUUUUAUGUUGUGUCUGGAAGCCUCUGUUAGCACAUGUUGCAAGGUACUGAGAAUUUUAGAGAGACUCCCAUUGUAGGUGUGAAAGAAUUGCUAAAUGGCAGUCCUGAUGGAUAUGCAUGAAAUGGUUUUACAAGAGCCUAAUCAUUUCAUUUUGAAAUGAUUCUUUCCUAUCUGUAAUUUUGUAAUUGCAAAGGGUUUUCAUCUGUGCAUGCUACUAUUAAAUUGGCUCCACUGCAAGGUCCAGUCACAGGUUUAGUGAGAUGUUACAUUACGCAUGAUAGGCCUGCAAAGCAAGCUGUGUUAGCUUUUGGAGAGUAAGAUACCAUGCUGGCAUGGUUCAGUCCUCCCAUGUUGUGCACUCCCAAAGAAAGUUACUACCCGGUGAAUCAUGUUUUUAUUAGGUGGAUUUAACAAGUUGAAAGUGAGAUUGGAAGUGGAUUUAUUGUGGGACUGUAUUGUUAAAUUAGACUUUGAGGAAAUGCAAAAGGCCUUCAGGUAGUUUCUUUCCUGUUUUGAAAGAGAGUUUCAGGACAUAUGAUUAUAUCACUGUAAUCUUUUGUGAACACCAUGUGUGAAUGUCAUCUCUUCUUGAUGCUCUGUUCCAUCAUCUAGAUCCAUUUCUUCUUCAUGAGAGUGUUUGGUAACAGUGAAAUUUAAAAUAUUUGAUUAAAUGUUUUCUAUGAAAAAAUGUAAGCAAUAGAAGAGCAUGAUGCUCAUCAUAUGCUAUGUUUACUGUCUUUCAAAGCACUUCAUUCAACUCUUGUUCCCAUCUUGGCUUCUUUGUCAAAGUCCCCAUUUGUCUUGAAAAUGCAUCCAAAGUCUUUGCACCAGGUUCACUGAAAGGCAGUUUAGUUUGUGAACUGUCUGAUCAGACAAGCUAGAUCAGUAUUUCUUUGUCAAAUAGUUUUUCAUAGCAUGCUUCAAAUUUCUAUAUUUUCACCAUCCCAUCCAUUCAGCUUAAGAAAUGAAUUUGCCUGCAUUGAGUCAAAGUCCAUCCUACAUCAAGGAUAUUUUAAUUCACUGAUUGCUAGUACCUGCAAGUAGUUAUAAAUUAUUAGUUUUACAGGACCUUAUACAGUAUUACUGGUCCAUCCUUUAUGGCAAUACAGCUGUUGCAAUAUAGCUGUUGAAAUGAGUUAGUCUUGGUUUUCUUUGGGUUUACCUCCAUGUAAUUUGAUAUCUGAAGCCCCUCACAUCUUGAAUAUUUUAAAACAGGUUCUAAAUUAUAUAGAUUAUGAAGGGUUCACUGAAAUUAUAGGCUAACCAGUAGACUGGAUUUAAACUUGCAGUAUUUAGGGAUCUUGUCAAUUUGAGCAAUUUCAUUAUAAUUAUUGUUCCACCUUCAGCCUCUCUUCCUUUACACCCUCUAGGUUCUUCACCAUUCUCCUCAAUUCAUACUGCACUGUUUUCGCAAAAUGCCACAGUGGUAUCAACUUGCAAUUUUUUGCAAUAAGCAUCUUAUCCAUGAAUUGUUAUGUGCUUCAUAUGUAAGCAUUCAAGAUGUACAAAUAUUUCCAUUUUGAGGUCUUUUUAAUGCUAGUUUUUUUUGCCCAUAUUUGAGGUUCUUUGCAUCCUCCCAAUUAGCCUGCUAGAUUGAUUGUGGUUAUUGGGAGUAGUGAAGGGUUCUUAUUUGGCUCAAUUGUGAGUUGAUUGCAGGAGUAAUGGUAUGGAUGCAGAAUCAUCUCUAAAUCACAAGAAACAGCUUAGAGCUGUUGGAUUGUGGCAUAAUCCUUGUUUGUGGCUGGUUUUUCACUUUGUGAUGCUCAAGUGAUUGUAUGGAAUUUUGACAGGGU
This is a messenger RNA of Darwinula stevensoni, 2917 nucleotides long. NCBI's taxonomy places the organism in Eukaryota, Metazoa, Arthropoda, Ostracoda, Podocopida, Darwinulidae. The record is from the annotation of a GenBank genome assembly.